This is a messenger RNA of Mollisia scopiformis, 1764 nucleotides long. RefSeq lists its product as uncharacterized. The transcript is spliced from 4 exons. The coding region runs from base 22 to 1491 and encodes 489 amino acids. Lineage: Eukaryota; Fungi; Ascomycota; Leotiomycetes; Helotiales; Mollisiaceae. The record is from RefSeq and is a predicted model, not a curated record.
CGGCAAACAUUUGAGGUCACGAUGGAAGCCUUGAACCUUGAAAGCGCUCGAGUUGACAAUGGGCAAGAUGAGCCUGGAGACAGUGGCAACCUCGCAAUAAAUUUCCUUCAUGAAUUGGUAACCUACAAUCCUGAAGAGCCUGGAAAGAGCGCUCGACUUGAGCGUCUCGUUCAACAGCUCACCGAUGCCACAUCAGCAGCAAACCACAAUGAGCCUCAAUCAAUCCAAUCAAGCGCUUCAUCCUCCGUGAACCACAAUCAUGUACCGAAUACUGUUCCGACCUUGGAGUAUUCUCCAGCCUUAUUCCCGUUGGAUUUGGAGUCUUCAAACAUUUGGAGAUCAUCCCCAUCAGGCCAGCCUUUGUUCAAAAGAACGUUCGUUCCGGAGCCUGAUGCUACUGAGCCUAUUACGGCGGCGCAUCAAUCAAAGCGCCCACGCGUCGAUGGGGGCAAGGUAGCUGGUGUUGAUAAGCCGAACAUGAGAAAAACAUAUGUUCCACAGGAGAGCGACUAUGGCGCGGCUUAUUCCUCGUCUGAUGAAGUAGCUCCUGGUAGCCUGAGCGCCAACAGUCCUGUACCUUCGAGACGCAGAAGCAGACUACUCAUGAAGGAGAUCUAUAAAGAAUUAGAAGUAACUCCCCAUGAAUAUCUUGAGCUGCAGAAUGCCGCCAAGGAUUACAUGCUCGACCCGCAGCACCCAGACAGGCUCGAAUGUGUGGGAAGUAAAGUUAGGAAGCCAGGACUCACUAAGAUGAAGCUGCAUCAAUGCACACUGGCUUUCCUGCGUGACGAAGGCUGGGGCGAUUAUUUUUGGGGAAGCGAGGCUCCUGGUGCAAGUCUACCUGAUCGAAAGUUGAUAUGGCCAGAGAAGAGUAACCGGAUCAUUUCCGCGAUUGGGCCUCUUCUGCGACGGGUGAUUAGCAAUCAGAGGCAAAAGCAAUAUGGAAAAGCACAACGCCAGAAGAAAGUUACCGCGGCUACUCAAGUUUCAGGCGAUGAGGUACCUUCCAAAUCUGCAAAAUCGACUCCACAACUGGGAUAUCAACAUGCUGGAACUACAACUGCUUCAAACGCCCCCAUCGACCUAGACCCAGCGCUAUCCAAUGAAGUGAGUCCGGCAUCUCAACCAGAAGAAGAUUCAGUCGAGUCAACUGUAAACAAUACUCAUCAUUCCACACCUCCCACUACCGAACCUUCUACGGAUACGCGCUUGAAGCUACACUUGAAUCUUCUUCAUGGCAAAGACCAUCACAAACCCAAGAUCCUACUAGUUGCAGACGUUCUUCCAACAUAUGAGGAAUUGGUUGAACACGUCCACCAGAGUCUCAAUAAUGGACUCCAUAAGCCCUUCAAGAUGAUGAUCCUCGGUCCUAAUGGCUUGGUCGCAGUCCGAGACGACUAUGCUUUCCAAAGAAUCGUUCAAGAGAUCUCAAAGUUGCCAUGGAUGGACGGAGACGUUAAAUGCCUGAUGCAGAUGGCAGAUAUUUAUUAGAUGUUCGCCUUUGGAGGGAGGAGAUCGUUCUACAGCGUGCUCUGCUAUAACGGAGAGAUUGAAGAUGGUUAAGCUGGAUGGAUUGUCAGAUUUGUCACUCUUUACGCUCGUUGGGCUCAUAUGUACAAGUACUCAAACAUAAGGGGAUGAUUGGCACAUCAUCAAUAGGGCCCACGCCUAUAUGGAAGUCUCAAAAGAGCUAGCAUUUGCUGGUAAUGUACCUAGGUACUGUACGUAGAAAAUAGUUCUCGAAAACAGAAUGUAGAGUUUAAU